Microthlaspi erraticum is the source of this 585-nucleotide messenger RNA. The record is from the annotation of a GenBank genome assembly. NCBI's taxonomy places the organism in Eukaryota, Viridiplantae, Streptophyta, Magnoliopsida, Brassicales, Brassicaceae.
AUGGAUUUCAUCAAGACCAGUUCCCUGCGUGCUCUGAUUGAGUUAACUUUCCAACGCAACUGGAAUGGCCUCAUUUGGAUGAGUAGAAAAGGAGUUACAACCAAAAGAGUGAAGACUGGUCCAGACGGCUCUAUCGAGAAUCAGCGCCCAAACCGCGCAGACCGGCUGGCCGAGAAACGUUGUUUCACGCUCGGCCAGAAUCACAUCCGUCCGUCUGAAGUCUCGGCCAAAGUUCAAACGUUCGGCCGAUACGCAUCACGACCCGGGAAACAUGUCCCGCGGUCGGCCACGCCACAACCGCUCACGCCAUGCGCCACGACCAUGCCGCGCGAGCCGGGAAACAAGCCUCGCGGCCGCGCAACCUGUCUCGUACCACGGCCGAUGCGCCGUCCGAGCCGGGAAACUACGUCCCGCGUCCGGCCGAGAAAUCAUCGGCCAAUCUUCACCGUCCGACCACAGCGGCCGACCACGAACCGUCCGGCCACGACCGUUCCGAUCGUACUAGGAGCGGCCAUGACCCGAUCAUCCGGCCGAUCGUCCCGACCGACCGUCCCAACGCCGCGGUCGACCCGAAGCCCGUUUUGA